GGAGCUACAGCAGCUCGUCAACGCUGCUCAUAUUCCAGAACCUGAAGCCAAUCCAGAUCACUGAGAAUCGUUUUGGGCUACCUGGUUGAUUCUGCCUCCCAGGUAGAAUGGACGAGAACAAAGCCACCUCUACGGCUCAACCAACGGACAACAACACGCUUCCCGUCUACAACAACCGCACGAAUGAUGUUCCGUCGACACGAUCUUCAUCGUCCUCGCCAACAUCGUCAUGUUCCUCGUCGCGUGUGACCCCAUAUUCCGGUCAAGAUCAGCUUGACGCACAGCUUGCAAACUCAUCGGUAUCAAGCGAAAGCCCAGCUCUGCAUGAUUUAAAUACUCCCGGCCAGGCAGCGGCAGCGGGCACGAAGGAAGGUUCGGGCCCGUACCCCUUGCGGCCAAGGCCCACCCACGGCGCGGUGGUGAAACAAGCACUCAGCAUAUUCAAGUCUUCCGCAUCACAGCCCAGCAUAUUCAAGUCUUCCGCAUCACAACCCGGCGGCCCCGGUGUACGAGUCCUGUCGACAUCCCCGUCAUCUCCAGCUCACACCGCAGUCCCUCCCGCAAAGGAACCACCCAUACCAAUGCACUGCCAGCACCGAGGGUGCUCGAAUCUGGCGAGGUACGGCCCUCUGGACUCUCCACCUCGCGCCUGUCAGUUGCAUAAGAGGGUGGGCCAGUUCACCACCAACCGCCAUGGAGCACUGUUCAGAGCCACCCGUGAAGGAAACGCUUUUCGGAAACUGGCGGCAGCUACCGUCAAGUCUCCUCCGCCCUGCAGCAUCAACAAAGGUGACUUGGUGGCGUCGGACCAAUCCCGACUACCUUCGACAGGAAGCAGCGGCGCGUCUUCUUCCUCAUCCCACCCUAAGCCGGAGGAGACCUCUGGCACUCGGGGGCAAGUGUUGAAACGCGCCAACCGACAGGGAAUAUCCGGUGGGCACAACGGUGGGAGCCAGUCGUCGCGGAAUCGCACCUGCCUUUUCCCAGGAUGUGACGCUCGGCCCGACUACGGCCUGCCGGGUGCAACGCGCGCCAUGUACUGCUUCGCCCAUAAGAAGGCUCCAAUGGUGCAGCUCUUCAAGGAACUACCUGCCCUUCCGAACAAGGCUGGGAACGCCACCACCGGUAAACGCAGCCAGGGUCCCGCUGCAGCAGCAGCAGCUGCUGCUGCUGCAUCAGUCGGAGCAAACAAAACCCGAGCGCCGAGUAACAUAGAUCGAAAUGGGGCUAAGAAAGCGCGACGAGGGCCACAGGAAACGGAGGAAGACAAUGACGUCGAUAGCGGAGGCAAGCACACCAGCAAGAAGAGGCGUUCAACGGGCGGAAAAGACGAACGGGGCGGAAUUUCCAGCGCCAAGGUGACAGGGGAAAACCUGACGAAACCCACCGUGAAGACUUCUGCAUCGUCCCUCCCUCCUCCAGCUCCCGCUUUCGAACCCAAUCCCCCCUCUUCGUCCAAUAACCGGUUGGCCGACUCGUCGGGGAUGGCCCCAUCCGUAGAGUUUCUCGUCCUUAGGCAGGCGAGGGAGGCUGCCAAGACGGAGGCCGAGGCCAGCGGCCUGGGCAGAAGGCCCCGCGCGCCGUCACGGCGGGCCCUGGAGGCGGCGGGCCGGCUGAAGGGCAUCGGUGCACAAUGGAUGAGUCGCGAGAAAAAGGCGGAGGAUCUGAGACUCAAGGCGGAGCUGAGGCUGCAGCGUAAGCAGUACCAGGCGGCAGGCCUGAAGUCUGGGGUUGUGCUAGAGAUGUUCGUACCGGCGGCGACCGGGACCGAGGCAGCGGGCGAUGGGAUCGAGCAGAGGGAUGGGGAGGUAAGAGGAGAGGGGGGAGCAACCACGCCCAGAGGUAGUAACCCCGGAUGGCACAAGGUGUCGCCAGAAGCUCUCUCAGCGCCUUCUUCAAAGCAGCAUGGUUCGGGACAGGGGAAAGGAUCUUCCGUAGGAAGAAGACAGAAGCCUUCAAAGCAAGCCAGGUCCACCGCUGUAGCGGAGAGCGGUUAGCUCCAAGGCCUUCACCACAGUUUACGGUACGGCAUGAGUGCUGGACGCUGCGUCGACCGACGGCGUGGCGUCGUGCUGCUGCUGCCGCCGCCAAUCCCUUCCGGAAUCGAGCAGGAAAAAAUGAUGCUAGCCAUCCAGGAAACGAGGAGCUGGUAGUGCUCUCGGAGAAUUAUUCGAGACACUACGUUCUUCAAUUGCGGGGAAAAGAGGCACGGGGAGAGAGACCAAGAGUGAAAACCAAGAGUGUUACAGAAAUGUACUAACGCCUGGAUUGAAAGGUGACAGCCGGAAUUGAAGGUGGAAGUUGGACGCCAGCGCUACAGAGUCGACAGCGACUGGCGAGCAAAGGGUUGAAAGAGCGGGUCGGAGUACAUGUUGUUCUCCGUGGAAACGAUGUGCUCCGUACUCGAGGCAGGCACUGAGAAAAGAGUACUGUUGCGUGUUACUUUUUGGAGUUCGCCCACAGGUGCAUGCCCAACAACGAACGUCUUGUAAGCCCCCUUUCAAUUUCGCUACUGGGCGCGCUCUAGCGGGGUGGGCAUAUGACGGAUUGAUUGGAGCUCGUCAGGGCGCAGAGUUUGCAUGUGAAAUUAUUUUCUGCCCGGAGGAUUUACUCGUAGUGGCCAAUGUAUCGGGAGAUCUUACGAGCUAGCGGCCGGUGGUAGCGCAGUUUUGGCUGUCUAGUGCCAAUUUCAAUUAUUCAAAAAUGUAAAUGUUGACGUGGUAUGUACAUGAAGGCCUUGUUCAACGCUAGGUGCCCGAAUUGUAAUCGUAGCGUGUUUUGCAGCGGCCAUGCUGCGUCGGCCUACAGGUUGCAAAGAAGCAGUUAGGUGUAUGCGCAAACGCACGGGAUAUGUCUGUCGAUCGGAGGUAAACGCAGUGCCGGCCGAACUCCGCGUUGCAUGUUGGAGAAUGCCUAUCGGCAGGUAGUCCGUGUGGUUAUCUUCUUGGACGAGAACGUGUUGCACGUGUUUCGUUGAGGAAUAAAGUUGGCCGUAUCAUUGCCGUAUUCGAGUUUUAGACAUACCCACAAGAGGAGAGGCUCGGGGGCGAUACUGCCAACGAUAGUACUGCUGACGGGAUUCACUCGAGAUACCCCAGAGGAGAGUUAGCUCUCUUUGCGGCUUAAAUC
This is a messenger RNA of Ectocarpus sp. CCAP 1310/34, 3129 nucleotides long. The record is from the annotation of a GenBank genome assembly. NCBI's taxonomy places the organism in Eukaryota, Phaeophyceae, Ectocarpales, Ectocarpaceae.